UCACCACACCUCGAGACCUGGCUGAGCUCUCUCAAAGUGUUUUCAGUGAAGUGCUACAUAAUAAUAAGCAGAUAAGCGUGAUUUAUUCUAGUUUUCCAUUGAAUAGUAACGAAAAACAUCAUUUAUUGGUAAACUAAUCUAGUCGAUUUAGCAAAACGCCAUGUUCAGCUGCUGUUGUAUUGACUCCACCUGCUGGUUUGUAAGCAUCUUGAGUCACCGAACGUCAUCCAUCGCCUGACUGCUGCAUUCACAUUAGUGCAGUUGACUGAAGAAGGUGGACUAGGGUGUCAACUGUUUUAUUUAAUCAGACUCUCAAGGGAUCUAACUAUUGAUAUUUCUUUUUUCGAGUUUCGACAUCGAUCGUAUAACGUUACUUUUUUUGUUUUUGGAUUACAAGACAGCGCGUGGCGUUGAAGCAGGAUGUCUAGAUCAGAUUUCCCUCCUUCUUAUGAUGAUUCCCGACUGCUGUCAAACCCUCAGCCGGGGCCAGGUUACCCUCCCUCUGCUCCCCCAUAUGGAUUUAACCCACACGAGGGACAACCGGGAUACCCACAGCCUAAUGACCCAUACAGAGGACAGCCCAAUGAUCCAUACCGAGGACACCCCAAUGAUCCAUACCGAGGACAGCCGGCCGGAUACCCCCCUCCAGCUAUGCCAGUCAUCCCCGUCAUGCCUCCUCCUGGGAUAGGUGACAAUGAGGGAUUUACCACAGCUGGAGGUUUCGAAAGCACUGAUGUCCGGCACAGUUUUAUACGCAAAGUUUAUCUGAUCCUUGCUGCUCAGCUUCUUGUCACUGCUGCCGUCGUGGCUAUUUUCACGUUUGUGGAGCCAGUAGGAUUGUUUGUGAGGAAGAACCCUGCCAUCUACUGGGUUUCCUAUGCAGUCUAUUUUGUCACACAUAUGGUACUGGUUUGCUGUCAGGGACCCAGGAGGCGCUUUCCAUGGAACCUGAUCCUGUUGGCCAUUUUUACACUGGCCUUAUCUUUCAUGACUGGAAAUAUAGCAAGUUAUUACAGCACUAGAGCGGUGUUCCUGGCACUGGCCAUCACUGUUGUCGUGUGUGUUGCAGUGACCGUGUUCUGCUUUCAGACAAAGGUGGACUUUACCAAAUGUUCUGGCUUUUUCUGUGUACUCGGAAUUGUAGUGUUUGUGACCGGCAUCAUCACUGCUAUUGUCCUGUCAUUCAAAUAUGUCCCAUGGCUGCACAUGCUUUAUGCAGCUAUAGGAGCCAUUGCAUUCACUUUGUUUCUGGCCUAUCACACUCAGCUGCUCAUCGGGAACCGGAAGCUCUCCAUCAGUCCAGAAGAGUAUGUGUUCGCUGCUCUCUCCCUUUAUGUUGACAUUGUGCAGAUCUUCAUCUUCCUCCUGCAAAUCAUCGGUUACGCCGAGAGAUAGAUAGAUUGAUGGAUCAGAAGGUGAUUGAUGUACCUUUACAGUACUGUCAUAACGGCUUUAUUGUUUAUGCACCAUGCAGUGCCUGCUCAGUCUGAUCUUAACUAUAACAUAUACUCAAAUAUUACUGAACUUGUAAAAUAUAGCUGACGUUAUACUGAUCAAGCAGCCGGAGUAUAAUUUCCACAGUUAAUUAUUGAAGGUUUCCAUGAUGAAACAAACAUAUGCAUACAAUCUGGUGAAAAAUGAUGGAUGUGUUUUAAGUCUGUGUUUCCCAGCACUGUUCCCAAAGGCACACUAACAGUACACAUUUUCAACCUUUUCUUAAUCAAAUAGACCAGAAUCAACCAAUCAGAACAUUAGAAGAGACUCCAAAACCUGAAGUUAAUAGGUCAGAUUAGGGAGACAUCCAAAAUAUGUACUGUUGGUAAAGCCAGUGAUUCCCAACACUGUUCCCGCAGGCACACCAACAGUACACAUUUUUAACCUCUUCUUAAUCAAAUAGACCAGAAUCAACCCAUCAGAACAUUAAAAAAGACUCCAAAACCUGAAGUUAAUAGGUCAGAUAAGGGAGACAUCCAAAAUAUAUACUGUUGGUGAAGCCAUUGAUUCCCAACACUGUUCCUGAAGGCACACCAACAGUACACAUUUCCAGCCUUUUUCUAAUCAAACACACCUGAAUCACCUCAUCAGAACAUUAGAACAUUAGAAGAGACUCUAAAACCUGAAGUUAAUGGGACAGAUAAGGGAGACAUCCAAAUACGUACUGUUGGUGAAGCCAGUGUUUCCCAACACUGUACCUGAAGGCACACCAACAGUACACAUUUUCAACCUAUUCGUAAUCAAACACACCUGAAUCACCUCAUCAGAAGAGACUCUAAAACCUAAAGUUAAUGUGACAGAUAAGGGAGACAUUAAAAUAUGUACCGUUGGUGUAGCCAGUGUUUCCCAAAUCUCCAAACAGGCACACCAACAGUACUCAUUUUCAACAUCAUCUUAAUCAAACACACCUGAAUCACAUUAUAAGAAGAGACUUCAAAACCUGAAAUGAAUUGGUCAGAUAAGGGAGACAUCCAAAUAUGUACUGUUGGUGAAGCCAGUGUUUCCCAACACUGUUCCUAAAGUCACAUCAACAGUACACAUUUUUAACCUCUUCCUAAUCAAACACACCUGAAUCACCUCAUCAGAAGAGACUCCAAAACCUAAAGUUAAUGUGACAGAUAAGGGAGACAUUAAAAUAUAUACUGUUGGUGAAGCCAGUGUUUCCCAACCCUGUUCCUAUAGGCACACCAACAGUAGACAUUUUCAACUUCAUCCUAAACAAACACACCUGAACUCAUGGGAACAUUAGAAGAGACUCCAAAACCUGAAAAGGCUUAAUGGAGAUAAACCUAUUAUGAUACCAGAUAAUGGAGACAUCCAAAAUAUGUACUGUUGGUGUGCCUGCAGGAACACACUUGGGAAACACUGUUUUAAGCCUUAUGUUAUAUUAAUCAUAGUUUCUAUUGUAUAGAAGCCUGCUACCAUGGAAUAAAAAAAGGUUAUUGUGCCAAUUCUGACUUGGAUCUCACAGUUUGGACAUUUCUUCUAGAAUUGCGAGUGUAUGUGUUGGAAAUGUACUAACUCUAAAUUGUGUGUUUGUAGCUUAAAAUCCUGAGUAAAAGGAGUUUGGGAGAAAACCUGUGAAAUCUGAAUAAAUAAUUCUGAGGAAAAAGUCCAAAAUUCUGAGAAACAAAGUCUGAAUUGUGAAAAAUAAAGACAAAAUUACAUGAAAGCCGAUAAACUUUACGAAGAGAAAACAACUGAAUAAAAAACAGACUUUCUUUUAAUUAAUUGAGUUUAUUUUGCAUCAUAAAAUCAUAAUCACCUUUUUUUUAUUUAUUCUGUGGUGGAAACAGUGGAAGGGGUCUGUAUUAUUCCGAUUUCUACUGUAUAGACUUGGAUGUGCUGUAUUUACUGUUGAUAUUACAUGUUUGUGUGUGUAUGGUCAAGGGUUUAGCUUUUCUGCUGUGUAUAUAUAGUCGCAUUGUAUUUUAUUUUACGAGAUUCAAAUACAGACAUCUUUAUAUACAAUAUAAAGUCUGUUAUAUAUAUAUAUUUUUUCGCUUCAGAUUUGGGAAAAGUUUUUAGUUGAAGAAUUUUAUACUUCAUUCACAGGUUAUGUGAUGUACAGCAGUGCCUUUCUACUUUCGUUUAGCUCCAAAGAUACACUAUUACAUGUUGUAAAAACUACAUCGAAAAGUUCAUGUUCUCAUGCUCCAGUUUGAUAUGCUGUCAUUAUUUUAGGAUGGUCAAUAAAAGGAACACUUCAGUAUUGUUCACUUAUUUAAUA
Danio aesculapii is the source of this 3724-nucleotide messenger RNA. RefSeq names its product transmembrane BAX inhibitor motif containing 1a (gene tmbim1a). Bases 421 to 1395 code for a protein of 324 amino acids. The transcript has 12 exons. Gene Ontology annotation, cellular component: Golgi apparatus; endoplasmic reticulum; membrane. The record is from RefSeq and is a predicted model, not a curated record. Lineage: Eukaryota; Metazoa; Chordata; Actinopteri; Cypriniformes; Danionidae. Gene Ontology annotation, biological process: negative regulation of apoptotic signaling pathway.